AUGGAGACACGAGGUGAGAUUACGCAUUCAAAGUUCAAUAGGAUUUGUGUGUUCUGUGGAAGUAGCCCCGGCAAGAAGAGUAGUUAUCAAGACGCUGCCAUUGAGCUUGGCAAUGAAUUGGUCUCAAGGAACAUCGAUCUGGUGUAUGGUGGGGGAAGCAUUGGUCUAAUGGGUUUAGUUUCUCAAGCUGUUCAUGAUGGCGGUCGCCAUGUCAUUGGGGUUAUUCCCAAGACGCUCAUGCCUCGAGAGCUAACUGGUGAAACGGUGGGAGAAGUAAAAGCUGUUGCUGAUAUGCACCAAAGGAAAGCAGAGAUGGCCAAACAUUCAGACGCCUUUAUUGCCUUACCAGGAGGGUAUGGGACUCUAGAGGAGCUUCUUGAAGUGAUAACCUGGGCACAACUUGGGAUUCAUGACAAGCCGGUGGGAUUAGUAAAUGUUGAUGGAUACUUUAAUUCCUUGCUGUCAUUUAUUGACAAAGCGGUGGAAGAGGGAUUUAUCAGUCCAAAUGCUCGCCACAUAAUUGUAUCAGCACCAACAGCAAAGGAGUUGGUGAAGAAAUUGGAGGAUUACGUUCCCUGUCAUGAGGGUGUUGCUUCAAAGUUGAGCUGGCAGAUAGAACAGCAGCUUGCAUACCCCCAAGAUUAUGACAUGUCAAGGUAG
Messenger RNA from Sphenostylis stenocarpa, 660 nucleotides. The record is from the annotation of a GenBank genome assembly. Lineage: Eukaryota; Viridiplantae; Streptophyta; Magnoliopsida; Fabales; Fabaceae.